This is a messenger RNA of Abrus precatorius (Indian licorice), 2719 nucleotides long. RefSeq names its product MND1-interacting protein 1. The transcript has 2 exons. Bases 286 to 2451 code for a protein of 721 amino acids. NCBI's taxonomy places the organism in Eukaryota, Viridiplantae, Streptophyta, Magnoliopsida, Fabales, Fabaceae. The record is from RefSeq and is a predicted model, not a curated record.
ACAUCCUAAGUUCUAACAAGUGCAAACAUCUACCCACAGGCAGGAUUGAGGCUCUGAUUCUCAGUACUGAGCUCGUCAAAGCCAUUAACAAUCUUUAUAUUUUCUUUUCUUUUCUUUUCUUCUGCCUAUCAAUCUUUAAUUGUUCCCUCGAUUCUCAUCCACCUUCAUCACUUUUCUCUCUUCGAUUCCUUCAAUCAAGUUUCGAUCUUGAUCAUCCUUAUUCAUUCCCAAUCUCUCCCAUCUCCACCCCUUUAUUAAUCUCCACACAAAAAUAAAGAAAAGAAAAUGGGUUGCACGAUGAGAGAAAAGCACAUCAGAGCUAAUCGGAGACCUCGAUCGGUGAAACCCGAUUCCGAUUCAUGCGAUAAGGACGCAAUAUCCAAAUCUAUUGCCGAGUCUGGUCUCAAACCCUUCAAAUACCAUCUGGGUCCCAACGAUUCUUCUCAGAACGCAAAUUCCAAUCCAAACCCUAACCCUAACGUUGAGGAAACCGGGUGGGGUUACUGUACAGAGGAACAAUUGGAAGAGAUUCUGUUGAAAAAUUUGGAAUUUAUAUACAACGAAGCUGUGUCAAAGCUUGUUGCUUUGGGUUAUGAUGAGGAUGUUGCCAUGAAAGCCAUACUGAGAAAUGGGCAUUGCUAUGGUGGCAUGGAUGUGUUGACAAACAUCUUGCACAACUCUAUAGCGUUUUUGAAUAGCAAUGGUGAUGGUGGGGGAGGCUGUAAUAAUGGUGGAAACUUAGAUGAGUCUGAGCCUGUGUUCUCUGACUUGAGGCAGUUGGAAGAGUACUCAUUGGCGGGUAUGGUGUGUUUGUUGCAACAAGUGAGGCCUCAUUUGAGCAAAGGUGAUGCAAUGUGGUGUUUGCUCAUGAGUGAUCUUCAUGUUGGUAGAGCUAGUAGCAUGGAAAUUCCGGUGCCAGGCAAUGGAUGUCCUGCUGCCACCGCCCCGGCCACUGUUGAGGCCGGUGGCAAUUCAGUUGGCGUCAUGGCUCCAGCUCUAUGUAGGUUUCAUGGGGGUUGGGGAUUUGGUGAUGGGGGAGGGUUGGAUUUUCCUGUGAAUGGGAUAUUCUCUUGUGGUGCAGAGAUGAAUUUGCAGCUGCAAAGAGAUAUUGAAUUCCCGAAGAGGUUUAAUCUUUCUCCUUCCAUGAAGUCCUUGUUGAAGAGAAAUGUGGCUAUGUUUGCUGCUGGUUUUAGGGCAAACUCUAAGCAGUUGCAGACGCAUGCGAAGGCCUUUCCUGGCCGGAGUUCUGCGUCUAAUGUGGAUUCUUUGGCUGUAUCUGGGGCGGAAGUCCAUGCUGAGCAGUCUGGAGAUUCACAGAAUCUCGAUAACCAAGAUGCAGUGAAUUCGGUGCUGAGUAAAUUUCGUGAUUUGAAUCUUGAUGAGAAUUUGGAACUUGUGGCAGAAGAUCAGAAGGAUGAGCUGAUAGUUAAUUUAUUUCAUCAAAUUAAAGAUCUUGAGAAGCAGGUCAAGGAGCGAAAAGAUUGGGCACAUCAGAAGGCAAUGCAGGCCGCGAGAAAGCUAAGCAGUGAUCUAACUGAGCUGAAAAUGUUACGGAUGGAAAGAGAGGAGACUCAAAAAUUGAAGAAAGGGAAACAGGCACUUGAGGACACGACGAUGAAGAGACUCUCGGAGAUGGAGAAUGCUUUGAGAAAGGCUAGUGGUCAAGUGGACCGUGCAAAUGCAGCUGUUAGAAGACUAGAAACAGAAAAUGCAGAAAUCAAAGCAGAAAUGGAGGCUUCCAAAUUAAGUGCAUCAGAGUCAGUAACAGCUUGCUUAGAAGUUGCAAAAAGGGAGAAAAAAUGUUUAAAGAAACUUCUAGCUUGGGAAAAACAGAAAGCUAAACUGCAGCAAGAGAUUUCUGAUGAAAAAGAGAAGAUAUUGGAGACACAAGAAAUAUUAGUUCAGAUUAGACAGGCUCAAAAAGAUGCUGAGGUUAAGUGGAAGGAGGAGUUGAAGGCUAAAGAGGAAGCCUUAGCGCUAGUUGAGGAGGAGCGCCGGUCUAAGGAAGCAGCUGAGUCUAAUAAUAAGAGGAAGCUCGAGGCUUUGCGUCUGAAGAUAGAGAUAGAUUUCCAGCGGCACAAGGAUGAUCUACUAAGACUUGAGCAGGAGCUUUCGCGCCUUAAAGCAUCUGCUCAGUCUGCAGAGUUGCAUCACCAAUCAAACACUUCACCUAUCAGUGACCUUGAGGGUGCAAAGCCUAAAAGAGAGACAAUUGCUAGGCUGCUCCAAGAAUUAGAUAAUCUGGAGGAUUUUUCAGAGAAAGAAGUGAACAGACACAGGGAGUGCAUUAUAUGUAUGAAAGAUGAAGUCUCCAUUGUUUUCUUGCCGUGUGCGCACCAAGUCAUGUGUGCUAGUUGCAGUGAUGAGUAUGGAAGAAAGGGUAAGGCUGUUUGUCCUUGCUGCCGGGUUCAAAUCCAACAGAGAAUCCGUGUAUUUGGGGCAAGUUCUUAGCUUAUUUAUAAGUUUAAUUUUCAAUUGGUCUUGGGCAGGUAUAUACCCCUAUGAAUAUUUUACAAAUCCUUGCAUUAGGCUACUUGUCUCACCAAAUCUCACAUUACACGCAGUGAGUCGUGAGGAUAGUCAGGAAAUAUUAUUGCUAUUAUUAUAAUAUAAAUAAAAAACAAAGUCCUGGCAUUUGCUUGUCUAUUGGAAUGGUUGAAAUUUUGUCGGUUGCUGCCGUUGGCUUGAAAAUAAGAUAUGGGCAACUGUCAUUUUGUCU